UAGCGUUGUCUCCGGACGGGAAGAGAGUGGUGAGCGGGAGCGAAGAUGGUGCGGUGAGAUUGUGGGACAUUGGCACAGGCAAGGUCAUCGCCAAAUGGACUGGCCACAGAGAGCAUGUGAAUUCUGUCUGCUGGAGUCGAGAUGGCGAACGAGUGGUGAGCGGGUGCAAUCAAGACCAGGCACAAACACUUGUAUGCAGUCGUCUAUUCGCCAGAUACGACGACGAUUGCGACUGCUGGCUAUGAUGAAGUGAAAAUCUGGGAUGCGAUGACAGGCAAUCAGGUCACGACUCUCAAAGGACACGCAAGUACAGUGGUUUGCCUGGCUUGGACCACAGACGGAAAAAUUCUUAUAUCUGGGUCAACCGAUCGCUCGGUUAGGACAUGGAAUACCGAAACCUGGGAGCAGAUCACCGUUCUUAAGCCAGUACAGUUUACACACACAUCCUCCCUCUGGGCCAUUGCAAUCUCUCCGAAUGGCUGCAUCCUCGCAAGUGCUUCAUCUGACUGUACAACGCGAUUGUGGAAUCUCAACAACGGCCAGCCCAUCAGUCCACCCCUCAAGCAUGCAAACACAGUGACCUGUAUGUCGUUUUCAGCAGAUGGAAAACAACUGGCUACUGGCUGCUAUGACUACGAUGCGUACACAUGGGAUGUUUCUGCGAUUGUUGGAGAAAAUUACAAUAACAACAACCUUCUGUUGGAUCUAACUACUGAUGCUACACGACGUCCGGUCCAGCGACCUGACUCGGAGGAAACUUCCCAUCGCCGGAUACCCCCAGGUUUCUUCGAUCCGUUGCCCAAUGCUGAUGGUCAUCGAAUUCAACAGGCCGAGGAGGUCCGCCCCAGACCGCUCGUAGAUUUUUUUGACCACUCCAGGGAUCGUGUUCGUGUGCGUGCCCUGCAAUAUGGACCUGCAAUCGAAGCGCCAGUUUCCUUGGAUGGGCAUACCACAUCAGCUCCACCUUCUUUUAUGCGCCACUUCUCGUCCCUCUUCCACCGCUCUCAGCCUGAUCCUGAUGUCACACUAAACCUCUCACCACGCCCAUGGUUAGGGUUUUUCUCUCGCCGUGCCCCUAGUCCUCGUACUGUUGGUCAGCGCACAUCGCGUAGAUAUGUCGCUCCUGUUCCGAAUAUCAGACGUACUUCGCAAGGACAGCGACGACGAGACCAGAACCAAGGCGGAACAUUAUUAUUGCCGACAUCGCAUUCGCAGCCAGCGGGUGCCACCACAUCGGCAUUGGCACCUCCGCCUCCGUCUCCGCGUCCACGCCCUCUUUCCGUCACCAAUCCCGCAGUCACACCAUCUGCACAACAGAUUGGAUACUGGACUCUUUUUUUGCGUCGUAUUUGUUGUUUUGACUGUUGUUGUAUUUGCCGCGGGUCCAGUGAAUCUUCUGAUGAUCGUCCUUGACAAAGGAGCACUGUCGUUCACGCUACUCACCUUUCCCUUGCUUGCGCCUGCCCCUCAUUGUACUCGCAUUUGGAUGCAUUAAUAUCACACCAUCAAAUGCUUUUGCGCUACAGUCCCAUCAGUCUCAUGUUUGUCUAACCACAACAGGAUGUCCAUCACCAAGUUGUGUGUUCUUCGCAUUGCCCAGUAGCCUAUAUAUACCACUCUGAUACUACUUACAUAUAUUCGAAUGCAAGCUAGUAUUAUUUAUGGA
Messenger RNA from Suillus clintonianus, 1666 nucleotides. Its product is annotated as WD40-repeat-containing domain protein. Gene Ontology annotation, molecular function: protein binding. The transcript has 5 exons. The record is from RefSeq and is a predicted model, not a curated record. The coding region runs from base 268 to 1413 and encodes 381 amino acids. Lineage: Eukaryota; Fungi; Basidiomycota; Agaricomycetes; Boletales; Suillaceae.